AUGAUUCAGAUCUACCCGUCCAGUUACACCUACCCCCAUUGGCCCAACCGCCGCGCCGUUAUCGCCGGCAAACGCGCUGCGAGCCUCCCCUCUGCUUCGUUAGACCGAGCCGCCGCCUCACUCUCCCUCAACCCGCCUUCGAAUGGCCCAGGAUACGCUGGGGGAAGCGGGAAUUACGGAGGCGGGAACUUAGGGAGCAGUGGGGGAAGCGGAAAUUAUGGAGGGGGGAACUUAGUGGGGAGUGGGGGAAGCGGGAAUUACGGGGGCGGGAACUUGGUGGGGAGUGGAGGGAGCGCGAAUUAUGGGGGCGCUAAUUCAGGGAGUGGUGGGGGGAGCGGGAAUUAUGGGGGAGGGAAGUUGGCAGGAGCUGGGGGGAGCGGAAACUAUGGAGGCGGAAAGUCAGGGGGAAGCGGGGGAAGCGGAAACUAUGGGGGCGGAAAGUUAGGGGGGAGCGGGGGAAGCGGGAAUUAUGGGGGCGGAAAGCUAAGGGCAAGUGGGGGGAGCGGGAACUAUGGGGAGGGCGCGGGGAAGCAGCAGCAGGCGCGGGGAGCCAAGGGCGCGACAAGGAUGGGUGGGGGAAUGGGGCUGGGGGCGGGGGGAGCGCCGGGGGGAAUGUCUGGGGGGAUGGGGGGAGCUAUGGGGGGUGGGGGGCUUGGCGGGGGGGCGGUUGGGGGGCCUGCGGUUCCCCCAAUGCGCAGGAGCGUGAGUGGGGAUCGAACAUCCAUGAACAAAAUGCCUGGGGAGAUGAUGGGAGGGGGGAUGGGGCCGGGUAUGGGCGGGGGGAGGGGGGGAGGUCUGGGCGGGGGAACGGGGGGUGGUAUGGGCGGACCAGGAGGCAUGGGGAUGGGGGGGAUGGUGCCUUGCCUGGGUGGAGGCAUGGGAGGAGGCAUGAACUACCCCCAGUCCCCUACUCCUGAUUUCUGCAGUCCCACAGUUCCUCCCGAGCUUGAGUGGGAUGGUGUGAACCCGCAAGGGAUUGCCUCUCAGCAACAACAGCAGCUGCAGCAGCAAGGGCAGAAGCCGCAGCGGCAGCACCGGCUUUCUCAGUCUCAGCAGCAACAGCAGCAGCAGGGAGGGGGGUUGGCGCCGCUGCGUCGAGUUCACACCGGCACGCCCUCCCAGCCUGCCGCCCUCCCUCCCACCGCCGCCCUGCCUCUCCGCCGCUCUGUCUCCAGCUCAACCACUCGCACUCACGCCCACACCGCUGCCAACCCCUCUGCACCUUCAGGCAUAGCAGCAUCCGCAAUUGCAGCAGCAGCAGCAGCAGCAGCAGGUGCUGGGCGUAGUCCUGUGUCUGCAUCAUCCCGAGGCGAGUCAGAGGGCGCUCCUGCUGAGACGUUUGGGGAUCUGUACCCAUCUGCUGGUGGUGCUGCAGGCGGGAACAGCUCCUCUGCUUCUAGACCAACCUCUGCUGCCUCCUCUGCUGCCUCCCCUGCUCGUGCUCCUCCCCUCAGCUGCAGCAGCAACAGCAGCAGCAUGGCUUCUCCCGGUAUUCCAGGCAAUCCCGCAGCAGCUGGGGCAGGAACAGCUGGGAGUCCGUUUCGCAAGCCCUUCCCGCCCCUCCCUGCUCUCCAGAUUCCGUUUAGUACCGCAGAGAGUCCCCGCGCGCCUCCUCCUGCCGUGCACCCCUCCAUGCUCUCCCCUGCCAGUUUGGAGGCAGCCAUUAAGGGCAAAGGUGGGGCUCUUCCCACUAGGGGUAUAACAAUUCCCGCAGAGGGAGGGCUGGGGGGUGGGGGAGGUGGAGGGGGAGGAGGAGGGGGAGGGGGGAUGGCUGGGGGUUCAGGGGAGAAGGCUGGGAAGGUGCGAGAGCCUGCUAAGAAGGUGAAGAAGCCGCAGCAAGGGGAGGAGAGGGGCCGGUCUGUGCCAGGGCCGGCAGCUGUAGCAGGAGGAGGAGGGGAGGGAAGAGGGGGGGAGGGAAGGGGAGGAGGAGGUGCAACGAAGGUUGUUGCUUCCAGGUCUUCGGAGAGUGAGGUUGGCGGUGGGAAGAUGCGAGGGAUUAGAAAGAGCCAAACCACCAAGCAGUAA
Molecule: messenger RNA, 2025 nt
Organism: Closterium sp. NIES-65
Lineage: Eukaryota; Viridiplantae; Streptophyta; Zygnematophyceae; Desmidiales; Closteriaceae
Source: the annotation of a GenBank genome assembly